Podarcis muralis (Common wall lizard) is the source of this 1407-nucleotide messenger RNA. RefSeq names its product proline rich 22 (gene PRR22). Lineage: Eukaryota; Metazoa; Chordata; Lepidosauria; Squamata; Lacertidae. The record is from RefSeq and is a predicted model, not a curated record.
CUCGGGCAGGUGCCCCUAGGCAAAAGGGGUCCAGAUGGGCAGACUGCCCUUCAGCUCAACGGACGGAUUAUGCAGCAACCGAAACUGUUUUACCCCCAACAUGAGACGUACACCCCUCGGCCUUUAGAGAGACCCGACGGACAGUCAAACCGGCCCUUCCCGGCUUUUGUCCUCCCUGAAAACCUUGCCUCCGUAGGGACACCCAGUUUGUACCACGCCCCCAGCCAAGAGAAAGAGCUAUUUGCAACACCCCCGGCAGGCUUCCACAUGGCUCCGUGCGGUUGCUUCUUUGACCCCCGGAUCUACCGCAUUGAGUGGGCUACGGCCAACUUCGUCCAGCCCUCCGUGUACAAACUCUCCGGCGCGCCGGGCCCGCAAAACACCUACCUGCUGGACGGCCAGAAAUACCUCAAGAGCCCUGUCCAGCCGGUGGCAUACCCGCCCUAUCAGCCGGUCGCCAGCAACCCCCCGUUCGUCUUGCCCUUCUUCAAACCCGAGGGGCCCUCGAGCCACUUGGCGGACCACAUGGGCUUCGUGGGGAGCCCUGCCCACAGCUCCCCCUUUGCAGAGGUGGUCUCUCUCCACAGCGAGGGCCCGGGGCAGAGCAAGGAGCGCAAGCUUCUCUCCACGCUUCCUGGGUUGAACCCGAGCGAGCGGCCAGCCCUGGCAGCGGCCUAUGAACCCCUAAAAGACUGCCACAACUUGGCCUUCCAAGCUUUCAAGGACUUCCAAGCGGACGAGGCAGACGAUGUCCGGAACCCAGAUUUCGCAGAGGACCCUCCAGCCCUGCCGAACGUCUCUCCUGAAGACCACCAGGCCAUCCUCGGUGCGCCGACUGCAGACAUCAUGCCUGAAGCGGAGUCUUGCAUGGACCUGGAGAGCAUCAUCGCGGCCGGGAACGCAUUGAUAGAGGAGGAGGAGGCGUCCUUCAACCUUCCUGAAAAGGUCCUCUUAGAAGAUGCCAUGAAGUUGUUUGACUGCUCCCCGGUGAACUCAGACACCGAGGCCUCGUUGGACGGCUUGGGCAACGGACGCCACAGCCGUCACUGCGGAGACAGCCUGAGGGACAGUUGCUUCUCCGGCGAGGAUUCGACCAGUGACAUCCGGUCCCUCAACUUGCCCGACGAGCUGUUAUCUUUCGAUUACAGCGUGCCGGAAAUCCUCAGCGCGGUGACCAGCCUGGACUACCUCUACGACGUGAACGCUUUCGGGGAGGAGUCGCAGUGGGAGGCCCGGCCGCCCUCGCAGCCCCCCCUGCAGCACGAGUCCCACAUGGGCCUCGAGGAGAAAGCGAAGAGCGGUGUUGCCAAGAAAAACAAGCCUGCGGCCGGCCAGUCCAAGGUGGCGUCUGUGCAGGGAGGCGAUGGUGAACCCCAGGGACAGGAUUCCACCUCACUGGGAAUCUGA